GAUCUCUGUGAGUAAAUGAGGUUGCGCGCUGAUUGGCUGGGUGGCUGGUGGUACACCUAAGGGGGCUCAGAGCUGCUCCAUCCACCGGCUGCUCGACACGCGGCGCUUCCCGCUACUGUGCGGGAUUUUCGGGCACCACAGGCUCCUGGUCAACUCAGUCUAGGAUCCCCGCUCAGGCCAGACGCACGGUGCCGUCGGCUAAAAGUACCGCUAUGGUGCCAGAUGCUCACCCGGCUAUCGAGAGAAUGGGGACGACUGUCUGAAACUAUAAGUGAAGUAUGAGUGACAGUUGCAUGAUGCGCCACGCGAGCGGCUCAUCACUACUUUUGACCUUUUUCUGGAGGUAACGAAGCCAAAGCGUGCGUGACAUUAUGGAUUGCCUUUUUCUUCUGAUCUGGACUUUACCUAUACCGCUUGUUGGCUGUUCGUCAGUUAAACUGCUGCCUACCCUGGUGUCCUGGAACGUCAUUAAGACGCUGCAGAUAUGUUGCUCACAUUCCAUACUCUCCAUUCCGGCCGCAGACUUUCCAGACAACCACGGAUUGAAUCAGGACUAUGUGUUUGCCACGCCGGUGGAGGUGGACUCCGGGGGCGGCUACAUCACCCACGAUCUGAAGAGGAGAAGCGGCUACGUCUCCCAGGACACUUGGGGGAGCAGCCGGCGUAGAAAAAGGUCCACCCCCCAGCCCGGCGCGGUCCACUACCGGCUGUCGGCCUUCGGGCGGGACCUGCUUCUGGACCUGCGGCCCUCGCCCGUGGUGGCGCCGGGCUUCGCCGUGCACACGCUGGGGCCUGACGGCGGCAUCGUGGCAAUGCCAGGAGACUCGGGGGCAGCGAUCAGCGGCUGCCUGUAUCAGGGGUUCAUCCGCAGCGAGACGCCUUCCUCCGCCGCCAUCUCCACCUGCUCCGGACUGUCAGGUCUGAUCCGGGUGUCUGGGGAGGAGUACUUCAUCGCCCCUCUGCCUCACCACCUGGCCUACCGGCACAACUACAGCGCCCCUAGUGGUCACCACCCCCACGUAGUCUACAAGCGGUCCGCAGAGCGCCUGGUGCACCAUGCUGCCCCCCAGUCGCCCCUUCCCCCCCAGCAGGACCCCUGUCAACCCCACCAGGAGCACCUCCACCAGCAUGGGAAACUGCAGAGGCAACACUUCUGCGGUCGUCGCAAGCAAUAUGCGCCCCAGCCCCUUGCGGAGGGGGGGAUGGCUGUGCAGUGGGACCCCCCCGGUGAGAGCCCCGGGGCAGGAGGGCGGGGCCGGCGGUCACCCAUCCCCUCUAGCGGAGCGGGGGGGCUGACCGUGGAGACCCUGGUGGUGGCCGACCAGAAGAUGCUGGAGAAACACGGCAGAAACAACGUCACCACCUAUGUCCUGACCGUCAUGAACAUGGUCUCCAGCCUCUUCAAGGACGGCACCAUCGGCUCAGACAUCGACAUGGUGGUGGUGAGCCUGCUGCUGCUGGAGCAGGACCCGCUGGGGCUGUCCCUCUCUCACCAUGCGGACCAGUCUCUGAACAGUUUCUGCCAGUGGCAGUCUGGCCUGGUGGGGAAGGGCGGCCGUCGCCACGACCACGCCGUGCUCCUCACAGGGCUGGACAUCUGCUCCUGGAAGAACGAGCCCUGUGACACCCUGGGUUUCGCCCCCAUCAGCGGCAUGUGCAGCAAGUACCGCAGCUGCACCAUCAACGAGGACACGGGGCUUGGCCUGGCCUUCACCAUCGCCCACGAGUCCGGACACAACUUUGGGAUGAUCCAUGAUGGCGAGGGGAACCCGUGCCGUAAGUCUGAGGGGAACAUCAUGUCCCCCACGCUGGCCGGGAACAACGGGGUCUUCAGCUGGUCCAGCUGCAGCCGGCACUACCUCAGCCGCUUCCUGGGGACGGCCCAGGCCUCGUGUCUGGGGGAUGCGCCCCAGCGGGGGGGGCAGUUCCUGCCCCCCCAGCAGCUCCCGGGCCAGCUGUACGACGCCGACACCCAGUGCAGGUGGCAGUUCGGCUCCACGGCUAAGCUCUGCAGGCUGGACUUCGUCAAGGACAUCUGUAAGUCCCUCUGGUGCCACCGUGCGGGCCAUCGCUGUGAGACCAAGUUCAUGCCGGCAGCGGAGGGCACGGCCUGCGGAGCGAACACGUGGUGCCGGAGGGGCCAGUGCGUACGGUACGGCGACCUGGGGACCCGCCCGGUCCACGGCCAGUGGUCCGGCUGGUCCCAGUGGUCCAAGUGCUCCAGGACAUGCGGGGGCGGAGCCAUGUCCAGAGAGCGCUCCUGCACCAACCCCAGGCCCCAGAAUGACGGGAGGUUCUGCCUGGGCGGGGCCCGUGUGAACCAGCUGUGCAGCCUGCGGCCGUGCCCCCCCGGGGCCCCGGGCUUCCGGGCCCAGCAGUGCGCCGCGUACAACAGCAAGCCCUUCAGGGGCUGGUUCUACAGGUGGAGGCCCUACACCAAAGUGGACCAGGAGGACGUCUGUAAGCUGUACUGCAUCACCGAGGACUUUGACUUCUUCUUCGCCAUGUCCAGCAAGGUCCAGGAUGGCACCUCCUGUUCUGAGAACCAGAGAGACGUCUGCAUCGAUGGCGCCUGUGAGGCUGUGGGCUGUGACCAGAUGCUUGGGUCCAAGGCCUCCCUGGACGCCUGUGGAGUCUGCAAGGGAGACAACAACACCUGCCACUUCUUUACCGGCCGCUACACACUCCAGCACCGCGCCAACGAGUACUACUCGGUGGUGACGGUGCCUGCCGGGGCGCGCAGUGUCCUCGUCCAGGAGGUGGAGGCGUCCAGCAGCUACCUGGCGGUGCGGUCCCUGAAGAUGGAGCACUACCUUACGGGGGACUGGAUCGUGGACUGGCCCGGAAAGUUCUUCUUCGGUGGAACCGUAUUCGACUACCAACGACCGUUCGACCGCCCGGAACGCCUGUAUGCCGCCGGGCCGACCAAUGAGACGCUGGUGUUUCAGAUCCUUCUGCAGGGGCAGAACCCAGGUGUGAUGUGGGAGUACACGCUGCCUCGCGAGAGGAAGCCAGACUUUACCUGGGGCGUGGCACGCUCCGACUGCUCUGCUGCCUGCGCUGGAGGCCGUAUAUCCACCAAGGCCAUCUGUCUGCAGGACCAGAAGGUCCAGGUGAACUCCAGCCUGUGCGACCCCCGGACCCGGCGCACCGUGGGCUCCCUGCUGUGCAACACUCAGCCCUGCCCUGCCUACUGGUGGGCCGGCCCCUGGGGGCCCUGCAGCCUGUCGUGUGGCGGCGGGCAGCAGACCCGGGGGCUGCGCUGCCUGAGGAAGGUGACCUACCAGCGGGAGGAGGCUGCGCCCCCCGCCCUGUGCCCCGGGGGGGCUCCCGCCCGGGUGCAGCCCUGCCUCCCCCAGGCCUGCCCCCCCCAGUGGAGCAACGGCGCCUGGUCCCAGUGCUCAAAGACGUGUGGGCGUGGUCUGAGGAAGCGCAGUGUGUUCUGCCGCAGCCCGGCCGCGGGCCCCGGGCCCCCAGGCCCUGUGGCCCCUGCGGUGGCGGUGCUGCCUGACAGCAUGUGCCCCCGGCCCCUCCGGCCCAAGGCCCAAGAGACGUGUAUCCUGCGCCGCUGCCCCCGCAACGAGCGGCUCCAGUGGGCAGCGACGCCCUGGGGAGAGUGCUCUGCGUCGUGUGGCCUGGGGGUCCAGAAGAGAGCACUCGGGUGUGGGGAGAGAGAACCACAGGGAGGACUCCUGGCGUUCCCGUUGCGGCGCUGCAGGAACCUGCCCCGCCCGCCGCUGGAGCUCCAGCAGGUCUGCAGCCGCGGGCCGUGUGCGGCCCCCCCGGCAAGGACCCCGCCCCUCCUCUCCGGCCCCGUGGUUCUUGGAUGGUACACGUCGCCAUGGCAACAGUGCUCAGUGUCCUGCGGUGGAGGGGUCCAGACGCGCUCCACCCAGUGUCUCCGUCAGGGUCGCCCGGCGGCCGGCUGCCACGCCCACCAGCGCCCCACCUCCUCCAGGGCCUGCCACACCCACUUUUGCCCCGCCCCCCGCCUGGCCCAGAGCCUUGCCCCCCGCCCGGCCCAGAGCCCGGCCCCCCCGCCACUGCCAGGUGAGCAGUGCGUGGACCUGUUCUUCUGGUGCCCCCUGGUUCCUCAGCACCGGGUCUGUAAACACCACUUCUACGGCCAGCAGUGCUGCAAGUCCUGCAGGGGCGGCACGCCGCAGUGAGCCACCCCCCCCAGGACACCCCCCAACCCUCCCAGGACACAGGCCCCCUCAGGACAUGCCGUGUUUAGUACUGUGUGUGUGUCUAUGUACUGUAUAUGUAUGUACAUGAAUGUGUGUGUAUUGGACGGACGGAGAAUGGAAUAAUAUAAUUACAAAGGGGAGAAAGGAUUCUCUAUGUUUGCUGGACCCCAGCAGCCUCACCGGACCAGCAGGUCUCAGUCCCGUCGCCAGAGAGAGAGCAGAAGUGCGUGUCCAUUAAAGCAAAGAAGACUAGAACAACCCAAUCAUAACCCGGUGUAAAUAUGUCUUGGAGGUCCGUGUUGUGUAUAUCUUUGUCUCUGAAUCAACAAGCCACCACAAGGACAUUUCCUGCGAUGUUGUACAUUGAAACAGUGCUGCGGAAGGCCUGGUGUCAUUAUGUUAUUAAGUUAUUAUGUUGGCUAAGCUUCUGGUUUUACAUCCCUGAUGUUGUUUGUCUGUUGUCCUACCCUUCUGGACUCUGGCCCUCUGUACUGCACCCGGUCUCCUCUCUACCCUCCUAUUCCUUCCUAUUCCCUCCUAUACCCUCCUAUACCCUCCUAUGCCCACCUAUUCCCUCCCAUUCCUUCCAAUUCCAUCCGAUACCCUCCUAUACCCUCAUAUUCCCUCCUAAUGCCUCCUAUUCCCUCCCAUACCUGCCAGUGUUUACCGGUGUUCAACAUGCUAUUGAAGCGCAUUCCCAAUGCGCCAACUGUAUAGAAAUGUAAAAUCUUUUAUUGAC
Molecule: messenger RNA, 4929 nt
Organism: Gadus morhua (Atlantic cod)
Lineage: Eukaryota; Metazoa; Chordata; Actinopteri; Gadiformes; Gadidae
Gene: adamts18
Product: ADAM metallopeptidase with thrombospondin type 1 motif, 18
Exons: 24
Coding region: 372-4169 (1265 amino acids)
Biological process (GO): proteolysis; extracellular matrix organization
Cellular component (GO): extracellular matrix
Molecular function (GO): metalloendopeptidase activity
Source: RefSeq, a predicted model, not a curated record